Molecule: messenger RNA, 3332 nt
Organism: Xyrauchen texanus (razorback sucker)
Lineage: Eukaryota; Metazoa; Chordata; Actinopteri; Cypriniformes; Catostomidae
Product: apoptosis-inducing factor 1, mitochondrial-like
Exons: 20
Coding region: 126-2486 (786 amino acids)
Biological process (GO): apoptotic process; mitochondrial respiratory chain complex assembly
Cellular component (GO): cytoplasm; mitochondrion
Molecular function (GO): protein dimerization activity; FAD binding; NAD(P)H oxidase H2O2-forming activity
Source: RefSeq, a predicted model, not a curated record
AGCCUCUGCACGCGCUGGUGCUGAAUGACCUGAGAAGGUCUCCGGCCUUGUGAGAGAAUUUUCACGGUGAGCGUGGCGGUGAACUUUACCGGGCUGUCGUGACCGCUGAACACAGCAGUGCUGCGAUGUUUAAGUGCAAAACAGUAUGGAAUAAACUGGCUCCGCUGGCUCGGGUCUCAUCUACUCUGUGUGUGCAGAAUGCGAGGAGAUCAGUGCUGAGACAUGAGAGAAGGCUGGAUAUGGUUCAGAGGGCCAAGAUGUCAUCAGGGGCAACAGGAGGGGGCAGUGAAAAUACUCUUUAUUAUGUGCUGGUUGGAGCAACAUGUCUGGGUGCUGGAGUUUAUGUUUACCGUACUGUCUCAGGGGACAAGGAAAGGUAUAAUGAGCGUAUGAUGGAAAUUGCCAGCAGAACAAAACAAGAGCCUCCAUCAUCUGAGGCUGUAGAAGAUAGUCAUACAUGUUUGGAGCAAAAUGAGGAUGCUGCAGCACCUGUGGAAACUGUCACUGAAGCAUCUUCAGAGCUAGCUGAGAGUGAGCCUGUUGCAGAAGCUCCCAAAACAGAACUUGAAGAACCUCCCGUAACAGAGCUUAUUGUGGAGUCCGCUGUAUCUGAACCUGUUGUAGAAGCCCCCAUACCUGAGCCCAUCACUGAAGUCCCCAUAAUGGACCCUGUUGUUGACGCUUCUGUACCAGAAACUACCAUUGAAGUCCCUAUAACAGAAGCCCUUGUAACAGAUCCUGUUGUUGAAACCCCUGAAACAGAACCUGCCAUGGAUGCUCCCGUAAUUGAACCCAUUGUUGAAGCUCCUGAAACGGAACCAAUUGUGAAAGCUCCCAUAAGAGAACCUGUCAUAGAAGCUUCCAUAACGGAAUCAGUCACAGAAACGCGAGAAGUUAUACAGAAUGAAGAGCCCUUAGCUCCUGUAGUUGAGAGUGAGCCCACACCUGUAACCAUCGCUGAGCAUGUGCCAGAGGCGCCACCUGUUUCUGAGCUUGUGGCAGCUCCUGAGCCUGCUGCUGCUGCUGCUGCUGUGCCUGAACAUGCCCCCUACCUGCUGAUUGGUGGGGGCACUGCCUCAUUCGCUGCAGCUAGGUCCAUUCGUGCACGAGACCCUGGUGCCAGGGUGCUGAUAAUUACGGAGGAGUCUGACCUGCCCUACAUGAGACCUCCACUCUCUAAAGAACUCUGGUUCUCCGAUGACCCCCAGGUUGCAGAAACACUGCGUUUCAAACAAUGGAAUGGCAAAGAGAGAAGUGUUUACUUCCAGCCUCCCUCAUUCUACGUCAGUCCCACGGAUCUUACUAAAGUGGAGAAUGGGGGUGUGGCUGUGCUCACAGGUUGUAAGGUGGUUCACAUGGAUGUCAGAGAAAAUAAAGUCAGACUGAGUGAUGGUGCAGAGAUCUCCUAUGAAAAGUGCUUGAUUGCCACAGGUGGGGUGCCUAGGAAUCUCCAAGUGAUCGAAAGGGCAGGAGAAGAGGUGAUGAGGAGGACAACGCUCUUUAGGAAAAUUGAAGAUUUUAGAUCUCUAGAGAAGAUCUCCAGAGAGGUGAAGUCCAUAACCAUCAUUGGUGGUGGGUUUCUGGGCAGCGAGCUGGCAUGUGCCAUUGGUCGCAGAUCCACUGACCUUGGUUUAGAGGUGAUCCAGAUGUUUCCAGAGAAGGGGAACAUGGGAAAAGUUCUGCCUGAAUACUUGAGUAAUUGGACCACUGAGAAAGUCAGGAGAGAGGGUGCAAAUGUUAUUACGGAUGCUCUAGUGAAAAAUGUGAGCUACAAAAAUGGCAAAUUGGAGAUCAAAUUGAAGGAUGGACGACUGGUGAAGACAGACCACAUUGUGGCAGCAGUCGGUUUGGAACCUAGUACUGAACUGGCUAAAUCAGGUGGGCUAGAGGUGGACUCAGAUUUCGGAGGGUACCGGGUUAAUGCAGAGCUCCAGGCUCGAUCCAAUAUCUGGGUGGCAGGAGAUGCUGCAUGUUUCUAUGACAUAAGGCUGGGCCGCAGGCGUGUGGAACAUCAUGAUCAUGCAGUGGUCAGCGGAAGACUGGCCGGAGAGAACAUGACCGGAGCCAGCAAACCAUAUUGGCAUCAGUCCAUGUUCUGGAGUGAUUUGGGGCCAGAUGUAGGGUAUGAAGCCAUCGGUAUAGUCGACAGCAGUUUGCCCACUGUAGGAGUGUUUGCUAAAGCCACCGCCAAGGACACACCAAAAUCUGCAACAGAACAAUCAGGGACUGGAAUCCGCUCUGAGAGUGAGACGGAGGCAGUUGCCGGGGCGGUAGAGGCAGGAACAGUGUCACCUCCCACUGCUGUCCAGCAGGAGGAGGAUUAUGGAAAAGGGGUGAUAUUCUACCUGAGGGACAAAGUGGUGAUCGGUAUCGUCCUGUGGAAUGUCUUCAACAGAAUGCCCAUCGCGAGGAAGAUAAUCAAAGAUGGAGAGGAGCAUGCCGAUCUGAAUGAGGUAGCCAAGCUUUUCAACAUCCAUGAAGACUGAACAAUCUCUCUCUCAUUUUCUCUGCCCUCUGUCAAGGACACUCUGCCCACAUCUAUGUGGAGUGAAAUUGGCACACACACACACACACACACACACAGAUCCUGGAAUCUGCCAUUCUGGCCUUGAACUCUCUGAGACCAGGACAUGCAGUACUGCCUCAGGGCCACAAACUGACGCUGUGGGUUCAUUGUGCCCUUGGACUUAAUAAAACGGUACUGUCCAACUUCUUUUAAGGGAAAUUUAUACCUGUUGUUUGUAUUUAAAGAUUUUUUCUGUUGUGGUCUUCCUGAAGGCAGCCCAGAACACACCCUCCAAAUCCCCAAAACCAGACCGGGAUCUCCACUUUCAUUCAAUAUUGUAAUAAAGUUGCAUAUGAUAGAAAUCCAAAUCGGAUAAACUUAUUUCUGACACCUGGUUGCACAAUAUUUUUGUCUGCAAGGUCAAAUCCACUCAAAUGAAAACAUAAAUAAAAGUAAAUUAUUUUUAAGGAUGUCUCCAGAUUGAUUUCAAUCCAGUUUCUGAACGAUUGCCACCUAACGACAACAACAUGCAGUAUUCUGAUAGCUUGAGCAUUCCAGAGGUCGGAGGAACUUACCAACCCUCUGCAAGUGCAAGACCUGAGCAAGUGUGUGUGAAUGCUUACAUGCCCGCUAUGGGUGUCACUGAGAAUUUUGAGAUUUGUAAUGAAGAUGCAAUAUGCUCAUUACACCUGUGAUUGCCUGCAAACAUGGACAUGACCUAUUUCUUUAUGCUCCAGUGCUUUGAUUUACAGGCCUGAGUAAGAGAAAAUUACUCAUUGUGUGACGUUGUUCUAAUCUCAAGUCACUGAUAGCUGUGGAAAAAAAA